Tetrapisispora phaffii CBS 4417 is the source of this 981-nucleotide messenger RNA. It is a transcript of the gene GRE3, whose product is annotated as trifunctional aldehyde reductase/xylose reductase/glucose 1-dehydrogenase (NADP(+)). Gene Ontology annotation, molecular function: aldose reductase (NADPH) activity. The record is from RefSeq and is a predicted model, not a curated record. Gene Ontology annotation, cellular component: cytosol. Lineage: Eukaryota; Fungi; Ascomycota; Saccharomycetes; Saccharomycetales; Saccharomycetaceae. Bases 1 to 981 code for a protein of 326 amino acids. The transcript has a single exon.
AUGUCUAAAUUAAUUACUUUAAACAAUGGUUUGAAAAUGCCAAUAGUCGGUUUGGGUUGUUGGAAAAUUCCUAAUGAUACUUGUGCAGCUCAAGUUUAUGAAGCUAUAAAAUUGGGUUAUAGAGCUUUCGAUGGUGCUCAAGAUUAUGGUAAUGAAAAGGAAGUAGGUGAAGGUAUCAACCAAGCUAUCAGUGAAGGUAUUGUAAAGAGAGAGGAAUUGUUUGUCAUCUCUAAAUUAUGGAACUCUUAUCACGAUCCUAAACAUGUGAAAAUGGCUUUACAGAGAACUUUAAGUGAUAUGAAACUAGAUUAUUUGGAUUUGUACUACAUUCAUUUCCCUAUUGCUUUCAAAUUUGUUCCAUUUGAAGAAAAAUAUCCAGCAGGUUUCUAUACUGGUAAAGAAGAUGCAGAAAAAGGUAUCAUUUCCGAAGAAGUUGUGCCAUUGAUUGAUACUUAUAGGGCCAUGGAGCAGUUGGCUACAGAUGGAUUAAUUAAGUCUAUUGGUAUCUCGAACUUUAACGGUGCCUUAAUUCAAGACUUAUUGCGUAGUUGUAAAAUAAAGCCAACAUGUUUGCAAAUUGAACACCAUCCAUAUUUGACUCAACCUCAUUUGAUUGAAUACUGUAAAUUAAAUGAUAUUCAAGUGGUAGCUUACUCCUCCUUUGGUCCUCAAUCCUUCUUGGAAUUGAAUGUUCAAAAAGCUUUAGAUGCCAAAGUGUUAUUCGAACACGAAGUUAUCAAAAGCAUUGCCACUAAUCACUCCGUUGAACCUUCACAAGUGUUAUUGAGAUGGGCUACACAGAGAGGUAUUGCUAUUAUUCCAAAGUCUUCCAAGAAGGAAAGACUAUUGGAAAACUUAUUAAUUGAUGAAAAGUUAACUUUAUCAGAACAAGAAUUGAGUACUAUCUCUGACUUGAACAUUGGUUUGAGAUUUAAUGACCCAUGGGACUGGAACAACAUGAAAUUCCCAAUAUUUGCCUAA